UUGCACAAGGAACCAAUAUCCAAUUUAACAGACAUUUUUUCUCAUAUUAAUGCCCGAGAAAGAGAAAAGACAAAGCCUGGGGGGAUUUGACGUCUCUGCCUCCCCCUUGGCUAUAUUCUAAGAUCGCGAUCGCAAGCCAUUAAUUGUGCCAAAAAGUGGAAUUAUCUGCGUUUAGAAUUGAGAGGGGUUUGAAUUUAUUUUCGUUAAACAAUGGGGGUUAUGUCGAGGCGGAUUGUGCCCGCCUGCGGGAACCUCUGCUUCUUCUGUCCUUCAAUGCGUGCAAGGUCAAGACAGCCCGUGAAACGCUACAAGAAGUUGCUCACUGAUAUCUUCCCUCGUAAUCAGGAUGCUGAACCAAAUGACAGGAAAAUUGGGAAACUUUGUGAAUAUGCUUUGAAGAACCCACUGCGAAUUCCCAAGAUCACUGAUAGCCUAGAGCAAAGAUGUUACAAGGAUUUGCGAAAUGAGCACUUUGGGUCUGUUAAAGUGGUGCUAUGCAUUUAUAGGAAGUUGCUAUCAUCAUGUAAGGAGCAAAUGCCACUAUUUGCCAGUAGUUUACUAGGAAUUGUUCGGAUUCUUUUGGAACAAAAUCGACAUGAUGAAAUGCGGAUUCUAGGUUGUAAUACUCUCGUUGACUUUAUAAAUAGCCAGAUUGAUAGUACACAUAUGUUCAGCCUAGAGGGCCUUAUUCCUAAACUUUGUCAAAUGGCUCAAGAAGUGGGAGAUAAUGAAAGAGCUCUACGUCUUCGUUCAGCCGGACUGCAAUCUCUGGCUUUUAUGGUGUGGUUCAUGGGUGAGCACUCUCAUAUUUCAAUGGACUUUGACACUAUCAUAUCAGUGACUUUGGAUAACUACGCGGAUAUCCAUACUAAACCUGGGAGUGCGACGGAAGACAGACAAUAUUCUGUGUCUCAGGACCAGUGGGUUCAAGGAGUGCUUAAAGCAGAAGUUCAUGAUUCAUCUUUUCCAGUUAUUAGUCAGAAGGUUCCUUCACUUCCAAACCUGAAAAACGCUGAUUUGGAUCCCACAAUCGAUGCCAACAAGAGUCCCUCUUACUGGUCUAGGGUUUGCUUGCGUAAUAUAGCCAGAUUGGCGAAGGAAGCUACAACAGUGCGUCGAGUGCUUGAACCGCUUUUUCAAAGUUUUGAUGCUGAGAACCAUUGGUCCCCAGAUCAACCACUUGCCUAUCAUGUUUUGAUGUAUCUGCAGUCACUUCUGGAGGAAUCAGGAGAUAAUUCCCAUUUGUUAUUACAUAUAUUGGUCAAGCAUUUGGAUCACAAGAAUGUUGUCAAACAACCUCGCCUACAAGCUGAUAUUGUUAAUGUCACCACACAAAUAGCACAAGGUGCUAAGCAGCAGGCAUCAGUUGCGAUUACUGGUGCAAUAUCCGACCUGAUAAAACAUUUACGAAAAUGCCUGCAAAAUCAAGCUGAGGUAUCGAGCCCUGGGAGUACAGAUAAAUGGAACCCAGAUCUUCUGUCGGCACUAGAAAGAUGUAUCUCACAGCUAUCAAAUAAGGUUGGAGAUGUGGGACCCAUACUUGAUAAGAUGGCUGUGGUGCUAGAGAAUAUUCCAACUAAUACAGUUGUAGCUAGGACGACAAUCUCUGCUGUUUAUCUAACUGCAAAGAUGAUAUCUUCUGUUCCUAAUGUAUCAUAUCACAAGAAGGCUUUUCCUGAUGCUCUAUUUCACCAAUUACUCCUAGCAAUGGGCCACCCAGACCAUGAAACACGAGUUGGAGCACACAGCAUUUUCUCUAUGGUGCUUAUGCCAUCUCUGGUUGCUCCUUGGUUAGAGCAGAAAAUGAACCCUUUGCAAGCUGUUUCAGCAUCUGUUUCUACAUUGCAGAAGGUAAAGGAUGGAAGUUUCUCUAUUCAGGAUGAAGGGAAAGACACAGGAGUACCGUUGAAUGGAGAACUGGAGAAAGAGGGAUGUGAAUUAUCAGAUGUCUAUGAGAAACAAUUUGGUCAAUCUUACAGCUUCAAGAGUGGUUUGACUUGUGGAAGAACAGAACUAACUUCCCUUCGGUUAAGUAGUCACCAAGUGAGUCUUCUGCUUUCAUCGAUUUGGGUUCAGGCAACAUCUGCAACGAAUACUCCUGAAAAUUUUGAGGCAAUGGCCCACACUUAUAAUGUUGCUUUACUGUUCACACGAUCAAAGGCCUCCAGUCACAUGGCUUUAGCAAGAUGUUUCCAGCUGGCAUUCUCCAUUAGGGCUAUUUCGUUGGAUCUAGAUGGAGGUUUGCAUCCAUCUCGUAGAAGGUCUCUCUUUACCUUGGCAUCAUACAUGCUUGUAUUUUCAGCCCGGGCUGGUGACCUCCCAGAGCUUAUUCCCAUUUUUAAAGCAUCUUUGGAAGAUAAAAUGGUUGAUCCCUGUCUUCAGUUGGUCGACGAUACCUGGCUGCAGGCAGUUUCUAUUGAGUCUUAUAAGGAGAAGAUAUCAUAUGGAUCGUUGCAGGAGGAUGAAGUUGCUACAUUUAAUUCUCUUUCAGCAGUUGAAUUAGAUGACCAACUAUUAAAAGAAACCGUGAUAUCCCACUUCAUGACUAAAUUUGCAAAAUUGUCAGAGGAUGAAUUAUCUAGCAUCAAGAAGGAACUCUUACAGGGAUUUUCACCUGAUGAUGCAUUUCCAUUAGGAGCUCCACUAUUUAUGGAGACACCACGACCAUGUUCUCCUCUUGCCCAGAUAGACUUCCCUGAUUUUGAUGAGGUGAUGCCUCCAGGUUCCUUGACAGACGAUGAAGCCUUCCCUGAACCAAGUGGAAGCCAGUCAGACCGCAAAACAUCACUCUCCAUCAAUACACUUGACAUUCUAAGUGUUAAUCAGCUCCUGGAUUCAGUCCUCGAAACAGCCCGACAAGUUGCAAGCUUCCCAGUUUCCACAACACCCAUACCUUAUGACCAAAUGAAGAGCCAGUGUGAAGCCCUUGUAACGGGUAAACAGCAAAAGAUGGCAGUUCUUCAUAGUUUCAAGCAUCAAGUGGAUGCCAAGGCGAUAGUCCUCUCCAGUGAAUUUGAUAACACAUGUCCCACUUUACCAACCACGGCAAUGGAACUUUCAGAAGGUGAUCUAAAGUUGAAAAACAAGGAGCAAGUUCGAGUACAGAAUCAACUUAUCCUCUGCUCACGUGAGAUUGGGCAGCAUUCUUUCAAAUUACCACCUUCAAGCCCUUAUGACAAAUUCUUGAAAGCUGCUGGAUGCUAAAUGGCACUAGAUGUAUCUUAUGUUUGUAUGUAACUUUAGUUCAUUUUCCUUUAAUUCUCUUUCUAUUCCUCGUAAAAAGUUGGCUAUUUUUUCAUUCUUUAGCAUUAUUUAAAUCAAUUUUAAGUUUGUUUAGCUCUCUACAUUUCACGCUCAAAUGUAAGAAAUGAGCCACGGGAGGUGUUGGUGGAAAAGGCGUCGUCUUUCCACACGAGAGUAUUAUGUUGAGUAUUUUAGACUGUAUUUGUUAAUAAUAUAUAUGUAGAUCUUCGUCCAGUUUGAUAUAUAUAGAACUGGAAAUUCUUUCUUGUAAAUUGUUUGUCUAACAUUGUUCAAAAAUUUAUCCACGAGAAAAUCUAGAGCUUUGUA
This is a messenger RNA of Prunus dulcis (almond), 3570 nucleotides long. Its product is annotated as protein SEMI-ROLLED LEAF 2. NCBI's taxonomy places the organism in Eukaryota, Viridiplantae, Streptophyta, Magnoliopsida, Rosales, Rosaceae. The transcript is spliced from 21 exons. Bases 211 to 3204 code for a protein of 997 amino acids. The record is from RefSeq and is a predicted model, not a curated record.